UUCUUCAGUUGUUCCUCAUCUUGUGGUUCCAGUGACGAAUUUCUUUGCCCCCUCGAUCUGUAGUUAGUGAGUUCUUGUUGCUUGUAUUCUUGUAUGCAGUAGAUGGCAUCUCCAAAUAUGAGCAACGCUAGUGCAAGUGCUAGUCAUAGCAUAGGAUCUGCAGCCACAAAUACAACAGACAUCAAGGCUCCACUUUGGGAUCAUGUCACCAUUCUGGAGAAGCCUAGAACUGGUGGAGGGAAUGCUAUGUGGCGCUGCAAGUACUGUCCAAUGCAAAAACUGAGUAGUUACACUAGAGUUGAAGCUCAUUUGCUGCAGAAGGGAGGAAAGGGAAUAGGUAAAUGUCCUAAUGUUACAUAUGAAAUGCUUAGUGAAAUGAGGAAGGAAAUUCAAAGGUGCAAGAAUCUAGUGGAAAGAUCCAAGUCAAGAACUGUUUCUUUGCCUACUGCUCCUUCCUCAAGCAAUACUGACGGCAAAAAGAGAAACAAGAGAGGGCCUGUUUCUGCAUUGGAAAAGGCUUGGGCUUUGGAAGACCGUAAGCACUUGGAUGCUUUAAUCAGUAGAGCAAUUUAUUCUGGAGGGGUAUCUUUCAAUUUUCUGAGAAAUCCAUAUCUUCGAGAAGCCUUUACCUUUGCUUGCAGCCGCAACAUGCAAGGUUAUGUGAUUCCUGGUUACAACAGAGUUAGAGAGGGACUUUUGAAGCAAGAAAGGAGGCACAUAGAGACUUUGUUGGAGAGCACAAAGAGCACAUGGGCAGAGAAGGGAGUCACAAUCUGCUCUGAUGGUUGGUCUGAUCCUCAGAGGCGACCAAUCAUUAAUUUUGUUGCUGUUUCUGACAAGUCACCUAUGUUCUUGAGGGCUGAUAAUUGUGAAGGUGAUUACAAAUCCAAAGAAUACAUUGCAGAAAAGUUGAAGGGCAUAAUUGAAGAAGUAGGUCGACAUAAUGUAGUUCAAAUCAUUACAGACAAUGCUGCAAAUUGCAAAGGUGCUGGUCUCAUAAUAGAAUCUGAGUAUGAUAACAUAUUUUGGACACCAUGUGUUGUGCACACCCUCAAUCUUGCUUUGAAAAGUAUAUGUGAACCUAAAAUAGGAAACAAUCCUUCUGAUGAAGAAUUAUUUGCUUGGGGGCAACUUGAAUUUAUACAUGAUGUUAAAACUGAGGCUGCUAUGAUAAAGAAUUUCAUUAUGAAUCAUGGCAUGCGGCUUUCAAUGUUCAAUGAGUUCAGCCGUUUGAAGUUACUUUCUAUUGCUGAAACAAGAUUUGCCUCUGUUGUAUGUAUGUUGAAGCGGUUUGUUGAGGUAAAAUCAGCCCUUCAACAAAUGGUGAUUAGUGACAAAUGGAGUGUGUACAGAGAAGUCAGAGAUGAUUCUCCAACUCCAACAGCCCAAAUUGUCAAGGACUUGAUACUUAAUGAUGUAUGGUGGGACAAGGUGGACUACAUUCUUAAGAUCACUACUCCUAUAUAUGAAAUGAUUCGUUUGACAGACACCGACACACCAUGUCUUCACUUAGUUUAUGAGAUGUGGGAUUCAAUGAUAGAGAAAGUGAAGAAAGUCAUAUAUCGAUAUGAGGGAAAGCAAGAAGAUGAGCAAUCAGACUUGUACUCGGUUAUUUAUGACAUAUUGAUUGCUAGGUGGACAAAAGGAAAUAAUCCACUUCAUUGUUUAGCUCAUUCACUUAAUCCAAGAUAUUAUAGCAAAAAGUGGCUUGAAGAAGGUCCAGGCCGUGAACCACCCCACAAGGAUAAAGAGGUAUCAAAAAUGAGGAUGGUUUGCUUCAAGAAGUUCUUUCCCAUGUCAGAUGAAUUGGCUAAAGUAAAAGAAGAGUACUCAAGGUUCUCUAGUUGUUCAGAAGAAUUUAAUGAUCCUGAUUCAAUCCAUGAUAGAUGGGCUGUUUCCCCUAUGACUUGGUGGACAAAUCAUGGACAGUCUGCUCCCCAAUUGAUGAGUUUGGCCAUGAAAUUGCUUAGCCAGCCAGCGUCAUCUUCUUGCUGUGAAAGAAACUGGAGCACCUAUAGCUUUGUCCAUAGUGUCAAGAGAAAUGCCUUAACUCCAGAGCGUGCUGAAGAUUUGGUCUUUGUGCACUCAAAUCUGAGACAUCUAUCAAGAAGAACUGAUGCAUACAAGACAGGAGAAACAAGGAUGUGGGAUGUAGGAGGGGAUUCUUUUGAUUCACUUGGUGGUGUUGGCAUUCUAGAAGUGGCUGAUAUGUCCCUUGAUGAACCUGAACUGCAAGCGGUGUCUUUUGGUCUGGAUGAGCCAUCGGUUGAUAUUGUGGAUGACAAUGACAAUGAAACAAAUGAGGAAUAGCCAAAUAGGAAUCUG
Sorghum bicolor (sorghum) is the source of this 2325-nucleotide messenger RNA. RefSeq lists its product as uncharacterized. Lineage: Eukaryota; Viridiplantae; Streptophyta; Magnoliopsida; Poales; Poaceae. Bases 103 to 2310 code for a protein of 735 amino acids. Gene Ontology annotation, molecular function: protein dimerization activity. The record is from RefSeq and is a predicted model, not a curated record. The transcript has 2 exons.